Truncatella angustata is the source of this 4158-nucleotide messenger RNA. RefSeq lists its product as uncharacterized. The transcript has a single exon. NCBI's taxonomy places the organism in Eukaryota, Fungi, Ascomycota, Sordariomycetes, Amphisphaeriales, Sporocadaceae. The coding region runs from base 1 to 4158 and encodes 1385 amino acids. Gene Ontology annotation, biological process: intracellular transport. The record is from RefSeq and is a predicted model, not a curated record.
AUGUCCGCGAGCUUCAACCCGAAGCCGACGCCUCGUCGCACGAGCGCCGCUCCCGGCUCCCAUAGCUCCAUCACGCCCGCCGCCAACAGGUUCAGAUCUUCUCUCGUGCCCAUGCGCCGGGCGUCACCCCUUCGGAGCUCCCAUGGUCCGAGUCGAGUCACAACAGCGCCGGCUCCAUCCGCAUCUGGAGCCACAUCUGCUUCUGCAUCUGGCGCACCAAUUGUCAAGGAUUUGUUCAGAACAGAAACCACACCCAGGCCUAGCCGCAUCACACCCUUCGCUCCCCGACUGCCCGCCGAGGCUACCAAGACCCCGGCCUCUAUCCGAAAACUUGCCCCCAAAGGCGCCCAGACUGGCAUGGCCGGCACCGCGCCGCAAGAACUUUUCAAACAAAGGAUACCAGAUCCUGACGAGGGACUUACGGGCCUGGAAAUCUCGAACGCAGUGCCCAGUCAUCUCAAAAACAGGAAAGGCACUGUAUAUGCCGACCAAUAUCUCGCCCACAAAUGCCCCCCCGAAUUCGACGAUGAUCAGAGGAGGCAGUUCUUCUGCAUUCUAGACCUGCGACGACUCAAAUAUGCCGCAAAUGAGAUCUUUGCCAAGAAGGACUGGAAGUUGAAUAUCAUCAAUUUUGCCAAGGAGUAUGAGAAGAGUCGGGGUCUAAUCAUGCUGCGUUAUGGGCUUUACGAGUUCAAGAAUGUCAAGCCUUCAGAGGAGGUCAUGAGAAAAUGGCGGAAAGCCCACGGCUUACCCGAGCCCGAGCCCGAGUCCAGAAAUGCUACCACAACCACCACGAACAUUACUCCCAGUGCACCUUUUGGUAACACUGCCUCCAAGACCGACGAGAACGCUCAGCGUAAGGGCAAUGCGCUCCAGACUUCCAUCUUCAACCAAAACAAGAAACGUAGUGCUGAUCAUGAAUCCACUGCCGAAAUCCCCAGGUUUGCCCCCUCUCCUUUCAAGAAGCGCAAGGCAGUUGAGGCAGACGAAGACGACGAGAAUGAGCGCAACAACCCAAAAAAGGCUACGCCAUCAGCUGCGCGAUCGAAACUGGAGGGCAUCAUCAACAAUGUUCAGUCGGCCAGCUCGACUCCUGUAGGCUCGCCCGCUAAAAAGCCAACCUUCGGCGCGAGCGCAAGCACUACUACUGGCACAACUAUGCCACCCCUCUUUGGCGUAACGAAACCGGAUGAUGGGCCAAAGUCCGUCUUCGCGACGAAAUCAAACCCCUAUGCGGCACCUUCCAACGGCGUCGUUGACUCGUUGAAGCUCAAUUCAACUCAUUUCCAACCGGGUCAAGCUCUCAACGGAGCCAAGGACUCCGUCUUAGGCAGCCACAAGUUUGGCUCAGGUCUAGCACCCAAGGCCGGUAACAUUUUCGGCUAUCUUUCAGAGAGCUCAGCGAACAACAGCGGCGCUGAGAAUGGUGAUGAUACCGAUUCAGAAUCUGGUGAGUCACAGCCUGAGACGGGAAGUCAAGAUGCUGCUCCCAGCGCGGUAGCUAGCACGGGUACUGCUACACCCCCUGUCGCAGGAUCUGGAGGCUCUCUAUUUGGGUUCAACAAGCCCGCCGCGCCCGCUUCCAACCCAUUCGCGAGCGUCUUCAACAAGCCUGCCGAAACCAUACCAGAGAAGCCUGUGGAUGAUACGAAAGGCGGUCUGUUUGGCCGCGUGUCAUUUGGAGCUAAUGGUCAGCCUCUCCGAGAGACGUCUGUCGAGGAGACACCUAGAGCCUCUUCACCUGUGAAAGAGGCAGCUGCUGAGACCGAGCAGACAGAGACUCCAGCUAAGGGCCCUGGAGAUUUCACCUUUAACCCUGCAUCAACACCCAUUGUAUUCGGCAAGAGUGACAGCUCAGUUCCUUCUCAACCCGCUGCCCCAGCUGCAGAUGAAACUGCAAGCGAGCUCAAGAAGUCUGAGAAUGGCCCUGCUAGCUCUUCGUCUUCUCUAUUUGGAAACUCGUUGUUCAAGCCGGCUACCGGGGCAGACUCCCCCAAGCCUCUCUUCGGUAUCAAGCCCGCCGAGCAGCCCUCGCAACCUCUUUUUGGUGUAAAGCCGCCGGAGCAAUCCUCUCAGCCUCUCUUCGGCGCAAAGCCUGCUGAUCAGCCAGCAACUACCACUCAACAAACGUCACAGCCGCUUUUUGGCAAUUUCAGUAAACCGGCUGAACCAGAACAACCCGCUCCAACGCCAUCGGCAGGAACAUUGUUUGGCGCGAAAUCCCCAGACAGCACUAGCCAGCAACCUUCAGGCUCCCUGUUUAGCAGCCUACAAAAGCCCGCAGAGAAGGAAACCACAGAGACUGCGACCGCUCCAACCACAUCCUCCAUUUUCAACACCCAGCCGGCCCCUUCUGCAUCGUUCUCGUUUGGAGGUGCACCUACAUCGAAGCCGCUGUUUGGUCAAGCUGAUCAUUCAAUGGAAGCACAGGCACCAGAUCAGGAACCGCCUAAGAGUUUAUUUGGAUCUCAAGGAGGCUUUGGAGCGCCAUCCACAGUCAACGGAGACGUGACUGUCAAGAAAGAGCCAACGCAAAAUGCCUUUGGCUCUCAGCCGCUCUUUGGCAAACCAAGCACAGAAACCAGUGCUUCAACACCUGCUCCUGCGCCCCUAUUCGGUGGAUUCCAAUCAUCUACUGAGCCUCCAAAACCAGCUUCCAACCUAUUUGGCAAUAACACGACCUCUUCAUCGUCUAAUCUCUUUGGAAAUAAUAGCUCAUCGACCCCUGCGAACCUCUUCGGAGCCGCUCCUGCCAAUCCGUUUGCUUCUGCAGGUAGCACGUCAAACAAGAGGAGCGCCGAGGACGACCUUCAACCGGCUAAGAAAGUCAUGUUUGGCCGGCCCGACGAAAACGGUAACACUGCAAGCCAGCCAGCAUCAUCUUCUUUUACUUUUGGUGCCUCGCAGCCAGCUGCGCCCUCAAACGAUCAACCUGAGAAGAAGACAAUGUUCGGGAAUGUCACUGGAGAAGCUGCAGGUAGUCCUGUCCCUGGCAGGAAAAUUUUGACCCCCAAGAGGCUUCGAGGUGCUGGUGGCGCAGCGCGCCAGGCAAGUCCCUCGCCUGCACCCUCAUUUGAGGGUUCUGGAAUGUUUGGGUCACAAACACCGAAGCCUGAUGUUGCUGCUUCUGCAAAUUCUUUUGGCAAUAGCAAUGCUUCUUUCGCCUUCGGCCAGCAGAGCGAUGCGCCUACAGGUGGUAACCACUCUUCCUUUACUUUCGGCCAGUCGAGCUCGCAACCCAAUGGAGCUCCAGCCGGUGGCUCAUCUUUCACGUUUGGUGGUAGCUCUGCAGCACCCGCUACUGGAUCUUUUACAUUCGGAGCAGGCGGUGAUGUAUCGUCUAACCCAUUUGGCGGUGCAAGUGGCCCCCCUACCCAGUCUUUCGGGGCAGCCUCAGGAACUCCAACUCCUGCUGGAUCUUUCAACUUCCAAUUUGGCGGACAAUCUUCAUCUGCACCUGCGCCUGCUGACCAAGGCAAGCCUCUUUUCGGUGGCCAGCCAAAUGCUAAUGCAUCUGCACCCACAUUCAGUUUCACAUCCGCGACCCCCCAGUCGACCCCUCAGCAGAGCUCAACGAAUCUCUUCGCACCCCAGCCAUCCGCCCCAAGUAUUUUCAGUGGUCUACAGCCAGGUGGUAGUGCUCCCGGAGCCAACUCCCCGUUUCCUGCUGGGUCCAGCAUGAACACUACGCCGGUUAGUGGAACACCCGAGCCACAGACACAGCAGGCAGAUGGUGAUGCUGAACCUCCCCAAGAGCAGAUUUCAUUGACCCAGGGUGGACCUGGAGAGGAAGACGAAGAUGUUGUGUUCGACGUCAGAGCCAAAGCCAUGAGAUAUGUCACGGUGGAUCCUGGCGAAGACAGCCCGGCUUCCAAGUCGCCCUGGCAAACUAGGGGUAUCGGACCUUUACGAUUGCUCAAACACAAGACAACAGGCGCUGUUCGUAUUCUGCUUCGUGCUGAACCGAGUGGAAAUGUUGCGAUGAACAAAGCCCUGCUGCCAAAUGUCGCUUACAAGGCAGAUAAGAAGACAGUUAAAGUCAUGACCUCUAACGACGACGGAUCUGGUCUUGAGACGUGGGUUUUACAGGUAAAGAAGCCAGAGAACGCCACGGAACUUGCUAGCGCUCUCGAGUCUUGGAAGGCUUCGAACAAGUAA